This is a messenger RNA of Staurois parvus, 906 nucleotides long. The record is from the annotation of a GenBank genome assembly. NCBI's taxonomy places the organism in Eukaryota, Metazoa, Chordata, Amphibia, Anura, Ranidae.
AUGUACCUUACCAUGUUUCUCAGCAGUGUAGGAUUUUCUAUUGUGAUGACCUCAGUUUGGCCAUAUCUGCAAAAGAUUGACUCAAGUGCUGAUGGAAGUUUCCUCGGCUGGGUGAUAGCGUCCUACAGUUUGGGUCAGAUGAUUGCCUCACCCUUGUUUGGUGUAUGGUCUAAUCAUAGGCCAAGAAGAGAACCUCUAGUUGUCUCCAUCUCCAUACUGGUGGCAGCCAGCUGUCUUUAUGCUUAUGUACAUGUUCCUUCCAGUCACAACAAGUAUUACAUGCUUGCCGCACGUGCCCUGGUUGGCUUUGGAUCAGGAAAUGUUGCUGUUGUUAGAUCGUAUGUUGCUGGUGCAACUUCCAUUUCAGAAAGGACCGGUGCAAUGGCAAACAUAAGUGCUUUCCAAGCUCUAGGAUUUAUCUUGGGCCCUGCAUUCCAGGCUGCCUUUACUCUGAUUGGAGAACAGGGUGUAACCUUCGCUGCUAUUGAUCUCCAGCUGAACAUGUAUACCACCCCAUCACUCAUGGGUGCAAUCCUUGGCAUUGUGAACAUCAUUCUAAUCUUUAUUAUAUUCAGAGAACACAGAGUGGAUGACCUGGGAAGGCACAUAGGAAAUAUAAACUAUGAGCCUGAAGAGCUGAAUUCACAGGCAGAGAGUGAAGAGGCUGUUGACCAAGUGGCAGUUGUCUCAUCAAAUAUUUUGUUCUUUGUAAUUUUGUUUGUAUUUGCCAUUUUUGAAACAAUUGCAACUCCACUAACAAUGGACAUGUAUGCAUGGAGAAGAACACAGGCAGUGUUUUAUAAUGGAAUUAUCUUGGCUGCUAUUGGUGUGGAAUCAGUGUUUGUAUUCAUUACAGUUAAAUUGCUUUCUAAAAAAGUAAGUUUCUUAAAUAAUACAAUCAUUUAA